UGUCGCGGCGGUGACUGGUACAACAGGCAACGCUAGUUCAUGUGAAGAUCUGAUCUGCAGCAAUUUGGCACAGCAAGUGGCUAUAUUUUCAACUAUGUGGCUCCAGUAUAGAUAGAAAUAAAACGUGCCGGUAGUUAGUUUAACGGCUACACGGAAUUGUUCAACCAGGCAACCAACAUUAGCGGAGGUUCAGUAAGUUUUAAAGAAUGGCGACAGGAGAAUCUUUUAAUGGCAGCACUGACGAACUGCACAACUGGACUGUAACAAAUGGCAGUUUGGAAUGCCUCAACAACAUGGAUUGGGGUGUCCAGCAAAAAAAGGCUAACCGUUCCUCAGAGAAAAACAAGAAAAAGCUUUCUGCCACUGUGGUAGAGAGCCGCUUGACCAAUGAUAUUUCACCAGAGUCGACUCCUGGAGCUGGACGCAGGAGAACCCGCACUCCUCAUUCCUUUCCACACAUCAAAUACACUACACAAAUGUCAGUUCCAGACCAGGCAGAACUAGACAAGCUGCGACAGAGGAUUAAUUUCACCGACCUGGAUGAGCAGCGAAGUGUUGGCAGUGACUCUCAGGGUCGUGUGACAGCCGCCAACAAUCAGCGGCAGUUAGCCUGUGAAAACAAGAAACCCUAUAACUUCUUACCACUGCACGUUAACACCAACAAAAAGGAGCUGCUCCCACCCUCCUCCUCUGCCCCAGCCACCCCAGCCAUCACCAAGGAAACCAAGAAACAGACUCUGGGACAUAGGGAUACUCUGGCCCUUUUGCUCCCGACUAAAGACACACCACGACCCAGGCGUAGAAGCUCAGAGCGAGAUACGUUAUUACAAAGGGAUUAUGAAAGAGAGGCACCCAGAAUUGACCGCAGCCAGGUGGUGAGUAAACUGGUCCAGAUCCGAGAGGGUAUCAGUAAGGCUAACUCCAUGUUGGAUGACCUGGUAAAGAAGAAUGAUGUCCCAGCUAAUGUGGAGCGGCUCUCUCUUCUCAUUGAAGACCUUAAAGAGCAGGAGAGGUCCUAUCUACGCUUUCUACAGAAGAUGCUGGCCCGGGAGACGGAUGAUGAUGAGGUGGGGACCCUGGAUUCUGCUGUGGGUUCAGGUUCUUUGGCAGAGAGCACCUCUCUAAAUAUCGAAGUACGAUCUACAGAUGGUUCCAAUGUCAUGGGUGCUAGGUCAGAGGCGGUGCCAGCUGACCAGAAGGAAGAGCUGGAGAACUUGCGUAAGCAGCAUGAACUGCUGAAGAAGAUGCUGGAGCAGCAGGAGCAACUCCGGGUCCUGCAGGGUCGGCAGGAAGCUCUGAUGGCAAUGCAGCACAGUGCAGAGCAAGCACUGGCUGUCAUCGAGGACACUGUUGUAACUGAAACCACUGGCAGUGUCUCCGGAAUAAGCAUUACUUCAGAACUAAAUGACGAGUUGAAUGACUUGAUUCAGCGUUUCCACAACCAGCUAAAGGACUCACGGUCCAAAGCAGUACCAGACAAUCGUCGUCAAGCAGAGAGCCUGUCCUUAUCUAGAGAGGUGAGCUGGUCGCGCUCCCCUCAGGCUGCAGGCCCACCUCACAGACCCCUCCUUCACUCUGGGUCUGGGCCCCACUCCGGUCUGGAAGCGGGAGCCACUGCAGCCUGUGCCAAACUUACAAAGCUCCAAGAACUGCAAGACAAGAAACAAACUAUGGACAAGAUCCUACAGGAACUGCACUCCCUCAGAGAUCAGACACUUAACAAUAGCUCCUGUCGGGGAUUAUCGUCUCAGUGCUUGGCAGGAUCUCCAGACUGUGCCUCUGCUUUAUGUUCUAAUGGGGCUUCAGCUUCAACUUCAUUCCAUCCAACGCUCACCCAACACCAAGACGGCUCGAAUUCAACAGACAAGCUCAGGAAGCUAAAGGAGGUGCACAAGCGGUUGAAUGAGUUACGGGAGCUGGUUCAGUACUAUGAGCAGACGUCCGACAUGAUGGUGGAUGCAGUCAACGUGAAAGAAGAUGAUGAUGAAGAGGAGGAUGAGACUGAGGAUGGAUCCAUGUUAGACACCAUGUUUGACUCUGAGCAGGAGAACCGCCAGCCUGUCACAAACAUAAGAAAUCCUCAGCGUGGAGGUAACUGGUCAGACCUGAACAGCCUGACCAACAGCCACAGUCUGAGGAGUGCAAACAACCGCGACGGGAGGCUGAACACAGAAUGUGAGAUCAACAACCGGUCAGCAGCUAACCUGCGCUGCCUCAACAUCCCAUCUGCUAUAGCUUGCCAGUACAACAGAGACAGCUCAUUCAACCACAUAAAGGAUGAAGAUGAUGAGGAUGGUCUUGAAGAAGGAGCACAGGCUGCUGGAGGAGAGAGCGAGGCCUCAGGGUCCAGUCGCAGGAGCAGUCUGGGCAAUGAUGGAGUUUUUGCUGAACACCAAACAGCCAAACAGAAACUGCGGCAGCUACAAGAGCUGGUGGCCAUGGUCCAGAGUGAUGACACAGACGGGACGACAGCGAAUGAGGAUGAGACGUUACAUCAGCAGCCCAACAACACCAGGUCCACUGGGUCUGGAGCCAAACAGAAUCCCAGAGACAUGGUUCUGUCCAGUCAAGCCAGAGAGAAACUAUACGAGGAGAAGCUGCGUCAGCAAAAAGAGGAGCUGAAGCAGCUCCAUGAGGAGCGCCAGAGGCUAAUGGAAAUCCAGGGCAAAAUUCAGGAUCUGCAGUGGGCCUGCCCUGAUCUACAGUCAUCUUUGUCUAGCACUGCAAGUCAGCUGGGCACAGCGAAUCAGCAGGGCCUUCUAAGAAAAGCUCCAAUUGCUGUAUCCACUCCUGCUGCUGUACAGGUAUCUCCAUGUUCUGGAACCAAAAGCAAUUCUUCUGGACUCAAACCCACUUCUCAAGAAGCAGCGACAUCCUCAGUCACUGACAAUGAGCUCUGGUCUGAGAUGCGGCGACACCAGAUCCUGCGAGAGGAGCUGAGGCAGCGCAGGAAACAUCUGGAGUGUCUAAUGGCCGAACACCAGAGACGCAGUGGCAACAGUGACUCCACACACAGGACUGAGGAACAGGAUGACAUCACCACCACAUUGCCCAUCAGCAGAGACGAGAGAACAAUGGCAACUUGGGGUUCAACUCCCUGCAACCUUGAUGAUGAUGAGGCGGAUGGUUAUCACGGGAUGGAUGCAGAGGAGGAAGAGGAACAUGAAGGUUCUACAGAGAGCAGCUCAGAUGAUGACUUUCACAUCUACUCCAACAGAAACCAGCGCUCCUACAGCAACAGGAACAAUCAAGGGUGCAACCUGAAACCUCCCUCAAACUUCUCAAAUGGAGCUAAUGGACAUUCUUUUAACUCUAAAGCCAACACUGAACAGAGCAGAAACCUGAAUGAGUCCUCAGGCCAGCAGAGCACAAGGCGUCAGGAGAACCUACGCUGGGCCUCAGACCUGUCAUUCGCUGAGGGCUCCUGUCACUGGCAGGAGCAGGUCAGCCAGCUGCAGAGACAGCUGGACUUCAGCACCAGUAUGUGCCAGACUCUCCUGCAGGACCAGCAGACUCUGUCCUACAUGCUGCAGACUUUGCUGACUGGGCAGUACAGUGUUCUGCCCAACAAUGUGUCCUCACCACAAGUGCAUCUGAUCAUGCACCAACUCAACCAGUGCUACACCCAGCUGGCAUGGCAGCAGACCAAUGUGCAACGGUUAAAACAAGUUCUAAACGAUCUUCUGCACCAGCAAAUGCAAGUGACCUCAUCGACAGCGGGCUGGCAGACUCAGAAGCAUGGUUCAUCUCAGGAUUCCUGCUCAGUCUCUCCUGGGGUCUUUCCUCCUUUCUCCUCGAGCCUUCCACCUCCAACCAACAAUAUGCCAGCAGCUGCGCUGUCACCAUUCGCUCCUGGUUUUAACUUGUACCCUCUGUUCCCUCCUUCGUCCAUGAGUGAUUUUCCUCAGGGUGCUACAGGACACCAGAGUUCUGAGCACCAGAAGACCCUCAUAGACCCCAACAUGUCAAUGAAGACGGAGUACAUGAAUUUCCCCCCAUCAGUGCAGCGGCCCACACUCAACACCUCCACUGACAGAGGGGCAUCUGGUUGGCUGAACACGUCAUUCACGAACAACUGCGUCCAGCGUCACUCUCCCAAACCAGAGCCCUCAGAGUCUCCCGUGUCCUCCCCCAUCCCUGUCCACCGCCACCCCCACCCUCAGGACUUCGACCGGGCGUCACAGGAGAGCUUCAGCAGCAUGCCCGACCCCACCGACCUAACCACUGUCACAAAGACUUUUAAAACGGGACGAAAGGCAUGUGCACAAGCUAACCUGGCCUCCAGAAGCAAGACGCCCAAUCAGAAGAGGUGCCGCAGAAGGAACAAAGUGCACAACAAGAACAGUGAAGGUCAAGACAGUGACAGUGCCAGCAGCAGUGCCCCCGCUGUCCAACAGAGGUCUGUCCUGUCCCGACAGAAGAUCCACAAUCAAAGUCUGCUGGAGAAAUUGACCCAGGAGAAACUUGACAGCAAAACUAAGCAAAACAAACCCAAUGACCUUUCAUCAGCCUAUGCUUGGAGAACCCCCUUCCUCUCUAACAGAAUUGCAUGCACAGAAGCACCAGAUGCUAGCAGUGACUUCUCCCUGUUCGAGGCGCUAAGAGAGACCAUUUACUCAGAGGUGGCUACUCUGAUCUCUCAGAAUGAGUCCAGACCGCACUUCCUCAUCGAGCUGUUCCACGAGCUGCAGCUGCUCAACACUGACUACUUACGACAGAGGGCGCUCUUCUCUCUACAGGACAUAGUGACCCGACACCUGACGGAGAAAAGUGCAGUGGAGCCUGUCCUUGGUCCUGUGGUGUGGACUGCUGGCUCCCAGUCUGAGCUCACUCCGAGUGAAAGUGUGGCCACCAGUGACGCUGAGGUGGUCGAGAAGAAUUUGCGGUUGGCACAGAACAGGAAGAGGGAAGACGCAGGGUCAGUGGGCAAUGAUAGUGUCAUGUCCACUUUGUCAAACCUGGAGCCCUUUGCCAAUGAUGACCUAGGCAACACUGUGAUUCAUUUAGACAAGGCUCUGGCCAGGAUUAGGGAGUAUGAGCGCAUGAAGCUUAAGGCUGAGUUUAACCCCUGCCACGGCACCGCUGCAACUGUAGAGGGCGCUGACACUUCACACAUUGAACAACACCUCACUCACCCUGCUGAAGUGGAAGGAGCUGCAGCUGCUGUGCUCAACUGUCCACAGAUUGACACUCAGCCAUUAGACCGUCAAAUCAAAGCUAUCAUGACAGAAGUGAUCCCCUUCCUCAAGGAGAACAUGGACGAGGUGUGCUCUGUGCAGCUGCUGACCUCUGUGCGACGUAUGGUUCUCACACUCACCCAGCAGAACCAGGAGAGCAUGGAGUUUGUGAGCUUCUUCCACCGCCAGCUUGGAGGGCUUCUGCAGGACUCUCUGAAUAAAUUUGUGGGGCGAACACUGAAGGAGUGUGGAGAGGACCUCCUGGUGGAGAUCUCUGAGGUCCUCUUCAAUGAGCUGGCCUUCUUCAAACUCAUGCAGAACCUGGACAGCAGCAGCAGCAGCAGCACAGGCCCUGCAGCCAAACACAAGAACAGGAGGAGAGAGGAGCAUGCUAACAAAGACAAACAUGGUUCCAAGGAAAAUGCAACUGUUGGUCCGGAUAAACCAGGUGCUCUGGACUACUCUGAUGAAGACAAGGACUAUGACGAGGCUGAGCAGGAAGGAAAGUCCAUUGUACACAAUAUACAGGAGAGGUACCUCCAAACUCAACUCAACAACAACAUCAGGAGCAGUGAGGCUUCAGAGGCCGAGGAGGAGAGAGCGGGUAUGCCUCUGUCCAUCAGUCUUUCUAAAGCAGAGACCCAGGCCCUGACAAAUUACGGCAGUGGUGAGGAUGAGAACGAUGAGGAGGAAGUGGAGGAGUUUGAGGCUGGACCAGUAGAUGUACAGACCUCACUACAGGUCACUGCUGCUGGACACACAGAUCCAGAGAAGAUGACCACAACUGAAACACUAGACUCCAAAGCUGAGCAGAACCCGUCGAACCUGGAGCAAGAAGAUGCUUCAGCUCAUGGUGUCUCUCCAGUGGAGUCCAGUGAGGAGGUCGUUCCAGAGGAGGACCCAGCCCGAGAGGAGGGAAGUAAAUCAGACAUGGCCACUGCGUCAGAAGAAAACAACCCAGCUGAUCACAGCCAGAAUGUCCUCAAAGGCCCCACCAGCUCCAGUAGUCCUGAUACAGACUCCCCUGUCAUGAUCAAUGUGGAUGAGGUGGGCAGUGGCAAUACUAGUCAGAAAUCUGAUGAAGACGACUUUGUGAAGGUGGACGAUUUGCCACUGCAGCUCACCGUCAUGUGUGAAGAGGAACUUCAGAAGAGGAUAGUAGAGGAGCAGCAGAAUAACAACUUGUCUGCAGAGAUCCUGAAUGGGAACACAGAGGGUCUGAGCGGGCUGGUGGGCAGCGAUCACGCUCUGAAAGAACCCGAAGCUGCCCCCGAUGUGUGAGAAAUCCACUUACAACAGUUUCUGAGUUUCAUGAACACUACUUAUCCCUUCAAUAUGAUUUGAUUCUUGUUGAUUGUAGUUAAACAACGGUGUGUACAUUGAUCUCAUGUUUUAGCACAACCUUGGUUCGGUUAAUUUCUGAAUGUAAUCUCUGCUGCUCAUUUGUCACACCUCUUUUUUACAAUAAUUUUCCUGACUUUCCUUUGUUCCGUCCUGGGUUCUGGGAUCACUUUUUUUUUUGUUCAUAUGUUCCAUGUUUUCUGCCUUGCCUUACUGCUGUACAGACCACCUCUGCAUCGAACUUUAGAGAUGACUGUAGAAUAGACACUUAGUCAACAUAAGCUCUUCACAUGUUUUUAUAUAUCAGAGUUGAGCCUUCGUUCAUACACUGUUAGGUUCUGUUAGUUUCCAUGUAAUUAAGUAAUUAAAUUCUAAUGAAUUUUAAAUAAACUGUCAAAUCUUUAAAA
This is a messenger RNA of Periophthalmus magnuspinnatus, 6925 nucleotides long. It is a transcript of the gene pcm1, whose product is annotated as pericentriolar material 1. The transcript has 40 exons. The record is from RefSeq and is a predicted model, not a curated record. Gene Ontology annotation, cellular component: centriole; centriolar satellite; centrosome. Gene Ontology annotation, biological process: intraciliary transport involved in cilium assembly; centrosome cycle; cilium assembly. Bases 207 to 6458 code for a protein of 2083 amino acids. NCBI's taxonomy places the organism in Eukaryota, Metazoa, Chordata, Actinopteri, Gobiiformes, Gobiidae.